AUGGCCCCAGAUGUGUCCAUGGAGGAUGGCACGUCGCUCAGCCCUGCGCCCCAUACAGUAGAGAAGCCGACAGCGAUACCUAACGUUGAUGAGGUUGUCUUCGGCUCGCUAUUGAUCAGGCCCUGGUACCCGUCCUUCUACCCCGAGGAGCUCGUCGGCCGGAAGGUGGAGCGGCUGUACGUGUGCCAGUGGUGCUUCAAGUACGCCAAAGAACUCACAGGCUUCAUCAAGCAUCUUCGAGCGUGCCCACUACGCAGCACGGAGCCGCCAGGCAACCACGUGUAUACGUCGAACGGAUACUCGCUGUACGAGAUUGAUGGCGAGAAGAACAAACUGUAUGCCCAAAAUCUAUGUCUGUUCGCGAAGCUCUUCCUCGAUACAAAGUCCGUCUUCUACGAUGUCACGACGUUUCUCUACUACCUGCUUGUCGCACACGACCCCACGCCGAACAUACCAAACACACAGUUGGACGGUGACGCCCCAGUGGGUCAGAACCAGGUCGUGGGCUUCUUCAGCAAGGAGAAGAUGAGCUGGGACAACAACAAUCUGGCGUGCAUACUGGUCUUCCCGCCGUGGCAGAAGCAAGGCCUGGGCCAAAUCCUCAUGGGUGCAAGCUAUGAGAUGAGCAAGAGAGAAGGACGACUUGGUGGACCCGAGAAGCCACUAUCCGACCUCGGCCACCUGGCAUACGUGCACUACUGGUCGCAAACCCUUGCGCGCACGCUGCUGUCGAGCCCCUCGAAGAAGACACUGACCGUGCACGACCUCGGCCAGAGAACCUUUAUUGUGCCAGACGACAUAAUAGCGACACUGCAAGCCAUGGACGUGCUGGAGCACAAGAAGAGGGGCGGCGCGGAAGCACUCAUCAACAAGGCGAAAGUCAGGGCGUGGGUAGAACAGCACAAAGUCAGCCUCAAAAGCCCAGUAGAUUCGGAAGCGUUUUCGUUGAGAGAGAGAAGCAGGAGCGAAAGCGAGGAAUGA
Molecule: messenger RNA, 981 nt
Organism: Ascochyta rabiei
Lineage: Eukaryota; Fungi; Ascomycota; Dothideomycetes; Pleosporales; Didymellaceae
Product: Histone acetyltransferase
Exons: 3
Coding region: 1-981 (326 amino acids)
Biological process (GO): regulation of DNA-templated transcription
Molecular function (GO): histone acetyltransferase activity
Source: RefSeq, a predicted model, not a curated record